This is a messenger RNA of Thalassophryne amazonica, 7712 nucleotides long. RefSeq names its product small G protein signaling modulator 2 (gene sgsm2). Lineage: Eukaryota; Metazoa; Chordata; Actinopteri; Batrachoidiformes; Batrachoididae. The record is from RefSeq and is a predicted model, not a curated record. Gene Ontology annotation, molecular function: GTPase activator activity. The transcript is spliced from 24 exons. The coding region runs from base 75 to 3278 and encodes 1067 amino acids.
GGCGUGUCCUGCCGUGACGUCAGAGCGGCGCUGCUGGGCGUCCUGCUGGAGGAGGAGAGAAGAGGAGCAGCGCCAUGGAGGACAGCGCGGAGGAGCAGCGCAAGCAGAAACUGCUAUGGAGCGUCAAACGGGAGGUGAAGCAGAUUAUGGAGGAAGCUGUGACAAAGAAGUUUGUCCAUGAGGACAGCAGCCACGUCAUCGCUCUGUGCACUGCCGUCGAGGCAUGUAUGACUCACCUGCUGAAGAGACGAGCCGCCGGAUUUCUUCGCAGCGACAAGAUCGCCGCCCUCUUCACCAAGGUGGGCAAAGUCUAUGACAUUGCCGCCGAUGUUUGCCGCAAAGUGCAGGAGCAGCUGCAGCAGCAGGCUGACCUCACCAGGAGAACCCAGAGUGUGGUACACGAACCCGUGAGGAGACAGGGCUCGUCCACCUCCAGCCGGGCGCCUCAGUUGCUCUCGCCUCAGGCCAUCAAACACAUCUGGGUCAGAACUGCUCUGUUUGAGAAAGUUCUGGAGAAGAUUGUGCAGCACAUCGUGGACAACUCCAGUAAGUACUACGAGCGGGAAGCUCUGAUGCAUGACCCGGUGUUCGGCCCGAUCCUGGCAGCCCUCCUGGUGGGACCCUGUGCGCUAGAGUACACAAAGCUGAAGACGUCAGAUCAUUUCUGGACUGACCCGUCAGCCAAUGAGCUGGUCCAGCGGCACCGGAUCCACGGAGCGCACCAGGGCCCUGGCCCCUUCGCCAGCCGCCGACCGGCUCUGGGGCUCCACAAGCGUCAGUCCAGCAGCAGUGCGUCGGAAGACAGGUUUGCUGCAUCUGCGAGAGAGUACGUGGAGUCACUCCACCAGAACUCUAGAACCCACCUCCUGUACGGCAAAAACAACGUCCUGGUCCAGCCGAAGAAGGACAUGGAGGUGCUGCGGGGCUACCUCUCACUCCAUCAGGCCGGAGAGACCCUCACGCUGAAGUGGACGCCCAACCAGCUGAUCAACGGCACGCUGGGAGACUGCGAUCUGGAAAAGAGUAUCUACUGGGAUUAUGCACUGACUGUUCCUCUGCGCCAGAUCGUCUGCAUCCACUGUCACCAGCGAGAGGACUGUGGCGGUACCCUGGUUCUGGUCAGUCAAGACGGGAUUCAGAGGCCGCCGCUCCACUUCCCCCCUGGCGGUCACCUUCUGGCCUUCCUGUCCUGCCUUGAGACUGGCCUCCUCCCACGGGGUCAGCUGGAGCCGCCACUGUGGUCACAGAAAGGCAAGGGCAAAGUCUUCCCGAAGGUGCGGAAGAGGAGCAGCACGGCCCGGCUGACGGAGCUGGACCGGAACGCUGACGAGCACACGGCGGCUGACUACGUGUUUCGUAUUGUUUUUCCUGGACUUCGGUACGACGCCAUCACUAUAAACUACCACCACAGCACGGGCAGCCGCGCUCCGUCGUUGGAUGACGAUGAGGAAGAGGAAGAUAGGCUCCAUGCUAUGAUCUCAAUGAUCUGCUCGCGGAACCUCACAGAUCCCAAUGUCAUGAAAGACCACGGGGAGAUGAUGGAGAUGCAGCGUUUCACUGGAGGCAGCCCGUCACCAUGGCAACAGGCUGAAGUAGCUGCUCACGUGUCUGUGUGCUCGUCAUGCUCUGUCGGCGCCGUUUCCUUCGACUGUCCGGGCGCCUGCACGUGCAUCCAGAACACAGCCGACAUCCACACUGUGCCUCUGAAGCUUCUCUGUCAAAACAUGAAGAGGCAGAUUGUCUCCAGAGCAUUCUAUGGAUGGUUGGCGUACUGUCGACACUUGUCCACGGUGCGGACUCACCUGUCUGCUCUGGUCAACCACAACAUCGUCCCUCCAGAUCGACCGUGUGAGGCGUCCGGAGGUCUCAGCAAAGACGUGUGGAGCAAGUACCAGAAGGACUGCAAGAACUAUAAGGAGCUGGAGCUGCUGCGGUUGGUUUAUUAUGGAGGUGUUCAGCAUGACAUCAGAAAGGAGGUGUGGCCUUUCCUGCUUGGGCACUACAGGUUUGGCAUGGCCAAAAACGACAUGAGCCAGGUCGACUCAAAGGUCAGCGAGCGGUACCAGCAGGUGUUGCGCGAGUGGCGAGCGUGUGAGGUGAUCGUCAAGCAGAGAGAGAAGGAGAUGCAGUCGGCUAUCUUAGCCAAGCUGUCGUCCGGCAGCAGCAUCGACAGUCACGUCCUGCGGCUCGUCCACCGAGACUCCACGCUCAGUAACGAGGUUUUUAUGUCUGUGGAUGACCCGGAUGCUGGAAGUCAGGAGACCCCUAGUGGUGAGGACAGCACCCCCACCGCCACCACCCUGAUGCCCUCCUCGGCCCUCGCCCCAGAGGAGCGCCCCCUGUUGGAGUUUGACUCUCCGGAUUCAGGUCUUCCUUCUUCCAGAAACUACUCAGUGACGUCCGCUCACUCCCAGGUUCUGUCCAGCAUUGAUGAUGGCGGGAGCACAGAGGAGGAAGGCAGGGCCGGGGACGAGUGCGGGACGCCGUUAGUCCUGACAGCCAGUCAGGACUCUUUGACAGAGGACAGACUGUGCACUCAGCUGGACAAACUGGAGACCACUGGAGCAGCGGCCGGGGUCGUCUCUCCUUUACUGACCUCCUACAGUAUCGAACUGCUGGACACGGUCGCGCUGAACCUGCACCGGAUUGACAAAGAUGUGCAGCGCUGCGACCGCAACUAUUACUACUUCACCACCACCAACCUGGACAAAUUACGCAACAUAAUGUGCAGCUACGUGUGGGAACACCUGGAGAUUGGAUAUGUUCAGGGAAUGUGUGACCUGCUCGCUCCCCUCAUGGUUAUUCUGGACGACGAGUGUUUGGCGUACAGCUGCUUCACUCAGCUGAUGAAGAGGAUGAGUCAGAACUUUCCUAACGGCAGCGCCAUGGACGCACACUUUGCUAACAUGAGGUCACUCAUCCAGGUUCUGGACUCGGAGCUCUUCGAGCUCAUGCAGCAGAACGGCGACUACACACAUUUCUACUUCUGCUAUCGCUGGUUUCUGUUAGACUUCAAGAGAGAGCUCCUGUAUGAGGAUGUAUUUGCUGUGUGGGAGGUCAUCUGGGUCGCGCCCAGGAUUUCCUCGCACCACUUCGUGCUCUUCCUGGCUUUGGCGCUGGUCACCGUUUACCGUGACAUCAUCAUGGACAACAACAUGGACUUCACUGACAUCAUCAAGUUCUUCAACGAGAUGGCUGAGCGUCACGAUGUACAGCACAUCCUGAAGAUGGCCCGCGAGCUCGUCCUCCGAGUGCAGUUGCUGAUGGACAACAAGUGACGACCAGUAGGCUCCACCCAGUACCAGGCCUGUGUCCAGGUCAGGGUCCCGGUGCCGCGGCGGUGGUGCAGCGGCCCGGGUGUGUUUACAUUAACCCUGUGGUGUGCGUCCAGAUGUGUGGUCUGCAUGCUCGUGAGUCUGAUCACACUGUGAAUGCCUUCUUCAGUCCUCCAGCCCAUCUGCAUGAAAACUAACGGGUCCGGUUUGUCCCGAGCGCCGGUACCGCCUGAUGGAGCCGUGCAGGAGUUCCGCCGGAGGAGCCACCGUGAAGAAGUUCUCACUGUGCCAACGACCUUCACUCCCGAGUGUUUCUCCAGCAUGUUUGUUUGUUUCCUCACACAGAUGUUGCCUUUUCCCAGCGCAUGUUGUUGCACUUUUUGUUUCUUUCAUGCUGCCUGUGAAUGCCUCGCCACCUGUUGGAGGCAGGAGGUACUGCAGGAACUGCAGAGAAACUCAGGAUGAACUGCGGCCGACUGUUUCAAACGUUUGAUUUUUGUUUUGUUUUCCCCAACAUGGUGGAUGUGGAAGCACAACAGUCCGGACGACGACACAGUUUCACAAACACAAUCAGUGCCACAAAGUUUUUAUCCCAAAAGUACCUCAUCCCACAGCGCCACGGCCGCUUUAAGGACACUACGGUAACCACAGAAUACACAGACCGCCUUGACAGGCGGUCGUGGCCAAAAACACAGGUUUGACGCACUCACUGCUCUGUGUGAUUUUUUUUUUUUUUUUUUUUUUUUUCACAAUUUUUAUUACAUUUUGAUGUUUUCCAAUCAUGCCAAGUUUUUUUUUUCUUUCUCUCCAGCUGAUUUAUUGAUUUUCUUCCAACCUGCUGCUUAAGUUCACAGACCUUAAACCGCCGUCAGAGCACAAAAACCGACCUUUAAACUGACUUACAAUACUAACAUCAGGAUUCAAACCUACGACAAAUACCUUAAGAAUCCACAAAUGGCAAACAGAUCACAUUUCUGUCUGCGUCCAAACGUGUUUGAAGGGAGACGAGAAACCAGAACCUGAAUUACAAAAACACGUCAGAUUUGUUUUUGUUUCUGACAUCACAAUCGGGACUUUAAUGAUGAAAUAUUUAAGUCUCCGCCCAUCAGGACUCAUUUCCUGUCUCAGCAGAUGGUAUUUAAUGACUUUGAUCACAAACUGUUAGUUAGCCCCGCCCAUUUUGAGGGUGUGUGCACAUAAGGUUUCCUCACGUGGUUGCAGCACAAAAUUACCAAACUCUGGUUUCUGAAGGACAUUUUUAAUUAUUGAUUAUUGAGCGUUUGUUGUUUAGAGUCGGCAGCACUUCCAACUGAAGACAGUCAGUUUGUUCAUGUAUGUGGUUAACAUGUUUGCUUCAGGUUCAAGUUGGUCCCACUGAUGUGUUUGAGGAACCCGUUUUCUAAGUUUCCUGAGAUGAAGCUGCCAAACUAAGUGUUCCUCAUUAGUCCUGAAGCUGUGCUUCACUUCUGCUUCUGGAUCCUCUUCAGAGCAUCACCUGGAGUCCAGAUGGGAGUCCUGCUAGUUUCUUUGUGUUCUGUUUGUCUGGUGCAGCACCAUCUUCAGUCAAAGCCAGUGAAGUGAUUAUGAGUGAUCCAGUCUUCAUGGUGAAGGUUCUGGGUUUAGUCUAGCUAGUUCUGUCAGAGUCUGAGGUUCUGUGGACUUUUGUGGACAGCUGUUUAUUUAAUUAUUAUAUUUGUUUAUAGGAUUCACGACUCGGUUACUUGGCACUCAGAAGCCGGAACAGUCUGACUUCACACCCAAGAAAUCAUCCAUCGCCUGCUUCCUCGCUCUGAGUACUCGCUGAACGCAGGUGCAAAUAUCGGCACCUCUUUGCAGAAAGUGUUUGAUUCUGUUGAUCAGGGGACUCUCUAGGAUGUCCUCAUGAAGUGUUUGGACAUUAUACUGGCCUCUGUCCAGCACUGGCGGGAGGGAAGUCUCCAACUUCUUCCAAGUGAAAACUGGUGUUCCUCAGGGAUGUAUUGUGGUUCCUGUACUGUUCAGUUCUUGCAUGGACCAAGUGUUGGAUCAGGUUGUGGAAACUAGUGAUUGUAGGUGCUUUGGUUGGUGAGGAAAGGUUUGCUGACCUUGACUUGAUGGAUGUGAUCUCUGUGGAAUCGAUACGCUGAGUGGCGACUCAGUGUCGGGUUUGUGGUUAUAGUGGAUCCAGACCAGGAAUUUAUCAAACUGUAGAAAAUGUUCUAAACGCGGUUUGUACUCACAUAAAGUAUCAGCUGCGGAUAAAUCCCACAUGUUCAAAAGCUCCUGCAGGUUUGUGGUCGUUUGCAUUCAGAAACACCCUCAUUACCAUAUAUGGUAAGAAAACAUCCAUCUGGUCCUUGUGUUCCUCAGUGGAAUAACGGAACGAGAAAGAAGAAAAUCAACAUUUGUUCAACGGAGAUCAAGGUGUUUAUAUUAGGAAAAAAUUACAAAUAAAUACAAUAUGUGCACCAGCAGGUGGUGAUGAGUCCACAGAAGGUUUUGAACCCAACCGCUGGUGACAGCUGUUCAUAGUGUCACGUUAUGAACGUAAUCUUAACAAGCUCACCACAAGAACCAGCAUCAAACAUUCCAGUUUACAGAAUAACUAUCAUUACAGUUUUCCCAGAAUCAUUUGUGCUCCUGUAACAUCACCGGGUGCUGUUUUUAUUAACAAAAAAUCUAUCUUAAUGAAAUUUGUCUGGUGAAAAUAAUGUGGGUUCAUUUUUAGUACAUUUCAGGAGUAUGUAAACUUUGUGCUUCCUGUCCUCUAGCAGCAGGUGGCUGGUCUCUGAGGUCAGAGGUCAGAAGCUGCUAUCUUUGUAGGUUUGGACGUGUGUGUGUCACUCUACAUUAUUACUGAUUGUGUUAUUAAUUAGAGGAAAUAAAGAUCCUAUGUGGAUGAGGUCACUGUGACGGGGGCUGUGCUCUCUAGUUGCAGUUCCACGGUUCUACCACUAGAUGCUGUGUGUAUGUUUAUGCAUAUUCCGAAGGACGAGUUGUUAUAUUCCACACUUUGUGUGUGCACAGCUGACAAAUGAGACCUUCAGUGUCUUCCUAGACUCAUCCAUCAGAAGUAUCUCUGUAUCUGCUGAAAGUGUUGAGCUCGUCGGGAUGUUCAUGUCUCUGGAUCCUUGACCUUUGAUAGUCUUGAGGUCAAAGGUUAUAGGUGUUUGAUGAUGCUGAUGUCUUUGGAGAAGAAUGAAGACUUUAGGGUCCUGUUGCUUCCUGUCUUACUGUCUGGACUCUAACCAGUGACCUAAGGUGAGGACUGGAUGUCUUUGGUCCCAGGUCUCUGUGCAGGAUCUUUGGGUCCUGCUGCAGUGACUUUGUGUCCAAUGAACAGAUACUUAGUGAGACUCAGAUGAGGAGGAUCACUGACACUGUGAGGGAACAUCAAACACCAUGUUUAUUCCAUGUGGUGAGUUUAUUUGGAUGUGAUCCAGGACACAGGAGGACCCCAGAGACUGGAGACGGUCGAGGACACGCCCACAUCUCAUGUGACUGCAGCAGCUAGAUGGUUAUUGUGAAGAUGGAGCAGUUGUCUGCCUGGGUGCCUCUGUGGUCCAGCGGAUCCUCCUCCCAGACUUGAUGGACUUAUUCAGGGGAUGUUGACUGAAACUUUGUCAUUUUUCCUUUCAGCUCUUUCAUUUGAAGUCCUUCUGAAGAAGGACCUCCUGCUGUGUGUGCGCCUGGUAGUAGACAGCAGUAGAUUCAUGUCUGUGAUCUUUUGAAAGGUGUCACACUUCUGGCCCUCAGUUUGACCUUUCACAGUUGGCUAAGGCCAAAGGUCACGUAACCUUUACUGAAAAAGGUUUCUGUUUAAUUGCAUCCAAAUUAAAAAUCUGUUAUAAGAGCACCGGACUGAAAAUGUGACCUAUGACCUUUCUCAAAACAUUUAUUUUUUUGUUUCAGUAGCUCCGCCCCAUUCCCGCUGCACGUGGGUUUAGAAAAAGAAGCAACAGAACCUUUUUUUUUCGUACUGCUGCCUUUAGAGGAGGCGGGGCCUGAGCAGGGUGUGUUGAUUGGUCAGCCUGUGCUAACGGUCUUCCCCAAACCAAGGUGUACUGUACUCAUCCAGCUCACUGUUUCCAGGAAUGGGCAGUGGCCUUGGAUGUGUUGAACUUUGCCACGACCCCUCCACCCUGCUGGAGAUGGGUCAGAGAGCUUUUUCUUCCAAUCAGGAUGACGCACCAAAGCUUGCUGUGUGGCGUAACUAUGAUGAAGGCGUCCUAAAGACUGUUUAACGUGAGCGAGUCUUGAAGUGCUGUAAAUAUGAACCCAAAGCCGGAUCUUUGUACCCGGAACCUGAAUAUUAUGGAAGAAUCUAUUUUGGUCAUGUGACUUGUGCAGACGAUGUUGACUGUUACGUGUUGAGACUUUUCACAUUUCUAUUUAGAUGAUCACGUUGGACGUGUUGUUUGCCUUGAAUGUAACAUUAUUAAAGGAGUUUAUUAAUCA